Onychomys torridus (southern grasshopper mouse) is the source of this 1380-nucleotide messenger RNA. RefSeq names its product shisa like 1 (gene Shisal1). The coding region runs from base 316 to 918 and encodes 200 amino acids. The record is from RefSeq and is a predicted model, not a curated record. NCBI's taxonomy places the organism in Eukaryota, Metazoa, Chordata, Mammalia, Rodentia, Cricetidae. The transcript has 5 exons.
GAGAGAGAGAGAGAGAAAGGCAGAGAGAGGCAGCAGCGUGCGGAGCGCAGGCCGAGCCGGCACAGGGCAGCAGAGGGCGCGGCGGCCGGGCUGAACGCGGCGCGGGACGCGCGUGGGGCUCAGCGCAGCGGGCGGAGCGCGGCCGGAGCCCCGGAGCCCCACGCGCCCGCAGCCUGGCAGACAACUGUUGCGGCGGCGCGCGUGGGCAGCCCCGCGCCCCUGCAGGCGGCUCCCGCGGGCGCCGGCUCCCGGCUGCAUAGCGAGGAGAGACCGGCGCGGGCACGAGGCAGCGCCGGACGGGUCAAUGCCAGCCGGAUGAUGACCAGUUGUGGCCAGCGGUCCCGGAACGUGCUCGCAGUUUUCUCUCUGCUAUUUCCUGCAGUUCUGUCGGCACAUUUCCGGGUCUGUGAGCCUUACACCGACCACAAAGGCCGCUACCACUUUGGCUUCCACUGCCCCCGGCUCUCAGACAACAAAACUUUCGUCCUCUGCUGUCACCAUAACAACACCGUCUUCAAAUAUUGCUGCAACGAGACAGAGUUCCAGGCGGUCAUGCAGGCAAACCUCACAGCCGGCCCCGAGGGCUACAUGCACAACAACUACACAGCGCUGCUGGGAGUGUGGAUCUACGGCUUCUUCGUGCUCACCCUGCUGGUCCUGGAUUUGCUCUAUUAUUCCGCCAUGAACUACGACAUUUGCAAGGUUUACCUGACCCGGUGGGGCAUCCACGGAAGGUGGAUGAAACAGGACCCCAGGCGGUGGGGGAACCCUGCUCGAGCCCCUCGACCAGGACAGCCAGCCCCGCAGCCGCAGCAGCCUCCCCCUGGUGCCCUGCCACAAGCCCCCCAGGCUGUGCACACGCUGCGGGGAGACACACACAGCCCACCCCUGAUGGCCUUCCAAAGCUCAUCUGCCUGAAAACCCUUUUGCUGUGCCUCAGGAUGGAGGAGGUUAGACCCAGAGCACCUGGUGCAGCCUCCAAGAACAGCUUCAACCAAGACACCAGGGAGAGCCGGGGCAAUGGUGUGGUAAUAGAAGAGGAAAAACCACCUGUGCCCAGAACCCCCUUCCGAGGACUUCUGAGAUUAGGAGCAAACUCAGGGUCCGGGGGCAAACAGGGUGCAGGAAAGGGGCUCUGAGCCACCUGUCUGCAAGCAAUAGUUCUUUUCUGGGCUGGUGGCUUCUGAGAAGAGACUUGGUGUGGACUGAGAUGACCAACACUUAGCUGCCCUGGCUGACCCCAGCCAGAAGGAUUUGGGGCCAUGACUUGCACCAUGGUCCAAACACUGACGUUUUUCCUGCCUCCACUCCCUCCAAUAGCGGCCCCCUUAGGCCUAUCCGUGUUGGAAUAUUGACCGUGAGUGUGUGCGCGCACGUGUA